GCCGUUUCCGGGAUCUGUCAGCCUCUUUUUCUGGGCCUCGGUCCUCCGCCCGCGUCUGCGGAGCCUGUUCGCGUCGACUGACCAGAGUCCGCGAAUUCUCCGCUCCGAUCCCGACCGACCUUCCCCCAUCCCAGCUUUCUAUUGUUUGAAAACUCUAAGAAUAAUGUCCCUGCAUCAGUUUUUACUAGAGCCAAUCACCUGUCAUGCCUGGAACAGGGAUCGUACCCAAAUUGCCCUUAGCCCCAAUAAUCACGAAGUGCACAUCUAUAAGAAAAACGGGAGCCAGUGGAUAAAAGCUCAUGAACUCAAGGAGCACAACGGACACAUCACAGGUAUUGACUGGGCUCCCAAAAGCGACCGCAUCGUCACUUGUGGGGCAGACCGCAAUGCCUAUGUCUGGAGUCAGAAAGAUGGUGUCUGGAAGCCAACCCUGGUGAUCCUGAGAAUUAAUCGCGCAGCCACUUUUGUGAAGUGGUCCCCCUUAGAGAACAAAUUUGCUGUGGGAAGUGGAGCACGACUCAUUUCUGUUUGUUACUUCGAGUCUGAAAAUGACUGGUGGGUAAGCAAACACAUUAAAAAGCCGAUUCGCUCUACAGUGCUUAGCUUGGAUUGGCAUCCCAACAAUGUUUUGCUGGCAGCAGGAUCAUGUGACUUCAAAUGCAGGGUGUUUUCUGCCUAUAUUAAAGAAGUGGAUGAAAAGCCAGCCAGUACACCCUGGGGCAGCAAGAUGCCUUUUGGUCAGCUGAUGUCAGAGUUUGGGGGCAGUGGCACAGGUGGCUGGGUCCAUGGGGUCAGCUUCUCCGCCAGUGGGAGCCGCCUGGCCUGGGUCAGUCAUGACAGCACCGUGUCUGUUGCUGAUGCUUCAAAAAGUGUACAGGUCUCAACUCUGAAAACAGAGUUCCUACCACUCCUGAGUGUGUCAUUUGUCUCGGAGAAUAGCGUUGUGGCUGCUGGUCAUGACUGCUGCCCAAUGCUCUUUAACUACGAUGACCGUGGUUGCUUGACCUUUGUGUCCAAGUUAGACAUUCCAAAACAGAGCAUCCAGCGCAACAUGUCUGCUAUGGAACGUUUCCGCAACAUGGACAAGAGGGCCACGACCGAGGACCGCAAUACAGCCCUGGAGACGCUGCACCAGAAUAGCAUCACUCAAGUAUCUAUUUAUGAGGUGGACAAGCAAGAUUGUCGCAAAUUUUGCACUACUGGCAUUGAUGGAGCCAUGACAAUUUGGGAUUUCAAGGUCAUCUGCAGGAGGGAACCACACCUUUUCAGUGAGAUGGAAUAUACACUUUUAGAUGUCCAUUUAUUUGUUGAGGAAAAAUCGAGUGCUGUUGGGCCAGGAGCCAUGGCUCACACCUGUAAUCCUACCACUCUGGGAGGCCGAGGCAGGUGGAUUGCCUCAGUUCACAGGUUCAAGACCAGCCUGAGCCAGAGCGAGACCCCGUGUCUAAAAAACAGUUGGGCAUGGUGGCAGGCGCCAUUCUCUAGAGAGGUAAAUUCUAGAUAUUUCAGAGGGGAAAUACUUUUGUAUUUAAUCUGUACUUGGGAGGCUAAGGCAAGAGAAUCACUUGAGCCCAAGAGUUUGAGGUUGCUGUGAGCUAUGAUGCUACAGCAUUCUACUAAGGGUGGCAAAGUGAGACUCUGUCUUAAAAAAAAAAAAUUGAGUGUUGAUUUUGAAGCGGGCCCUCUGUUGGGCACCAGCCUAGGUUUAACUAUAUUUAAUAGAUACAUUAUGUUUUUCUCUGAUCAACUUGGUAAAUGUUUAUUAAAUGUCUCCUGGGUGCCAGGCAGGGGCUUGUCUGGUAGAAGAUAGGUGGGUCCCGGAUUAGAGGGGGCAAGUGAUGGGGCUGCAGAAAAGAAGGCAGUGCUUCUCUUUUCACAAGCGGGGGUGGGGUGGGAGGGGUACAUGGGCUGUACUACUGCAGGGAAGAGGUUGUACCUGAGCUACAUCUCCAGAUUUGAGGGAUUGGGAAGGGGGUGAUGGGACCACGACCUGAGGAAGUAGAGGUAUGUGUCCUGGGCUACAAGGGCAGCACAGACAGAGCAGUAUACAGUUCAGAGAGUGCAUGCUGCAUCUCAUCCAGCAUUGCUGGUGGUGUGGCUUCAACAGAAGCACAGAAAUGUAACUAGGAAAAAGGGCCUGGGUGUGGUCACAGGGAAGACACCGACCUUUGUCUGCAGGCAGCAGGAACUGUCAGAACCUACGUGGAUAGGUACCAGGCUGCAGGUGGAUAGCCUUCAAAGGGCCACUGAGGGUCCAGGCAGAGCAGCUAAGUACAGUGAACAAGUGAUAAGGAUGUGAACUCCUGCAGUGGCAGAAGGUGAGGCUAGGAGCUUUUGGACUAGAGAGAUUGAGGAGGCUAAAUGGAAGGCUCUUGACAAUGAGGGACAAAUGCAGGAAGAACUCCACCCCUUCUAGCUGGGCAUUGGCUAGUGAUUGGUGAGACAGGAACUAGGGAAGAGGAGGAGCACAGGUAAGAGAAAGAUAGCUCCUGCCCGUGGCUCUGAGUUAACUUCUCCUGGUUGUUAAUCUCCAGAUUAGACCAACAUUUACAUAGUUUUGCCACUGCGCAUUUCCAUGAUGUUUGAUUCCCCCUGCCCCUUACCUUGGUCAAAUACUUAGUAUAGAAAAGCUUGCGUGGCACCUGUGGCCCAGUGGGUAGGGCGCCAGCCCCAUAUGCCGAGGGUGGUGAGUUCAAACCUGGCCCCCGCCAAACUGCAACAAAAAAAUGGCUGGGCAUUGUGGCGGCUGCCUAUAGUCCCAGUUACUUGGGAGGCUGAGGCAAGAGAAUCGCCUAAACCCAGGAGUUGGAGGUUACUGUGAGCUGUGUGAUGCCAUGGCACUCUACCAAGGGCGAUCAAAUGAAACUAUCUCUACAAAAAAAAAAAAAGAAAGAAAAAGAAAAGCUUCCAGGAGGGGCGGCCUCUGUGGCUCAGUGAGUAGGGCACCAGUCCCAUAUACCAAGGGUAGUAGGUUCAAACCUGGCCCUGGCCAAACUGCAACAAAAAAAUAGCUGGGCCUUGUGGCAGGCACCUGUAGUCCCAGCUACUCAGGAGGCUGAGGCCUAGGCCCAGGAGUUGGAAGUUGCUAUGAGCUGUGACACCAUAGCACUCUAUGGAGAGUGAUAAAGUGAGACUCUGUCUCUAAAAAGAAAAAGAAAAACUUCCAGGCUAGGUGUGGUGGCUCACACUUAUAAUCCUAGCACUCUGGGAGACUGAAGUGGGAGACUAUAGCUCCAGAGUUUGAGACCAGCCUGAGCAAGGGCAAGACCCUGUCUCUACUAAAAAUAGGAAAAUUAGCUGUGGUAGCUACCUGUAGUCCCAGUUUCUCAGGAGGCUGAGGCAGGAGGAUCACUUAAACUCAGGAGUUUGAGAUUUUUGUGAGCGAUGACAAUGCCAGGCACUCUAUCCUGGGAUAACAGAGUGAGACUGUCAAAAAAAAAAAAGCUUCUACUCCAUGAAGAAAUGGUCUUUCUCAAAAGUUCUACUCUCCUUUCACCUUCCCAUCUUUAUGUCCUGGGCUUCUUCAUUCCUGUGUAAUUAUCACUACCUGAUCCCAAGGUCCAACUUCCUUUCUCUCUUUGUUCUUAUGUGAAGUGUGUGUGUGUGUGUGUGUGUGUGUGUGGUGGUGCGGGGGGAAGGGGACUGUCCCUGGGUACUUUUGUUUUUAAUGUAUAUGCCUUUGGGCAUCUGCUAUGUGGAGGGUGCCAGACUGGCUGCUGUGUGGCCUAUAGAAACAUAGGAGAGCUGGCCAUUGGGGCAUUUAGCAUAUAGUGAUGAGGCAAGGUACAUGGGCUCAUGACACAGGUAGGAAGAACGGAGUAGGGCACCAGCCCCAUAUGCCAGAGGUGGCGGGUUCAAACCCAGCCCCGGCUAAAAACUGCAAAAAAAAAAAAAAAAAAAAAAGAACUGACCGGGCGUGGUGGCUCAUGCCUGUAGUCCCAGCGUUGUGGGAGGCCGAGGCGGGUAGAUUGCCUGAGCUCAGAGGUUCAAGACCAGUAUGAGCAGCAGUGAGCCAGAGUAAGACCCUGUCUCUACUAGCAUCAAAGAGCCGGACGUUGUGGUGGGCAUCUGUAAUCCCAACUACUGGGGAGGCAACGGGAAAGAACAUUGCCAGAGGAAGAAGAAAAUGAACAAAAAAAAAGAGUACUUCAAACGAAGAAGAAUGAGCAAGCAAGCAAGCUGAAAUUAAAAAAAAAAAAAAAAAAAAAAGAACAAAUAGGGUCAUAGGAAUGAUGGGUGUGUGGCCUGGAGGACCAGCCCAAUUCUGGAGUUUCUGCAGGGCAAGUGCUGGGAAGGUUGUCCCAGAGGUGGGUGGGGCCAGAUGUGGGGGAAAGGGGGCCUGCACCUCAACCAGGAGGAGAGGGCAUAGUGUGGUACCUUGAAGAAAGCUCUAGGGCUCACAGUCCUCAGUAAUGAUCAGUCUCCUUCCCACCUUUUUCAAGACCUUAGAAUCUUCUAUCCAGGGCCUCCGGAUAAUGUGAAGCUGAGUGAGCCUCUGCCAUCCAGCACGACAAACAGUCGCUGACCGCAACUUUGCCAUUGGAUGGAGAGGAAAGCCAGCCCCAAGGAAACACUGAAAACACAUAUCGUGCAAAUAUUGUGUGGUUUUGUUUGAGUAUAAAAUUGGUGAAAGUAUUGGUUUUUUUAAAGCAGCAGUGAUUUUUUUUUUUUUUUUUUUUGGCUAUUUCAUUCCAUUCUUGACCAAAGCUUCUCUUUAAGUAGUUAUUAUGGAGAAUUGUCAUACUAACUUAAAGGAAAGGGUGAGGGAGAUAUGUAAAUCUGUCCAGUAGAAAAUUAAAUUAAAAUACUGAAUAUGG
Molecule: messenger RNA, 4817 nt
Organism: Nycticebus coucang (slow loris)
Lineage: Eukaryota; Metazoa; Chordata; Mammalia; Primates; Lorisidae
Gene: ARPC1A
Product: actin related protein 2/3 complex subunit 1A
Exons: 10
Coding region: 164-1594 (476 amino acids)
Biological process (GO): Arp2/3 complex-mediated actin nucleation
Cellular component (GO): Arp2/3 protein complex; actin cytoskeleton
Molecular function (GO): actin filament binding
Source: RefSeq, a predicted model, not a curated record